AUGGAGGGUAUUCAGGCGAAAAUAAAAGCUAAAUGCAGAGCAAAUAGAGGUAUACCAUUGAGACCAAGACGGCAAGGAAGAGUUCCUCAGAACAACAAAGAUGAUAGUAUUAUAGGUGAUAGAAAGGGUCUUGAUAUUGGGAUACAAUCACAUGGUGAUGCUGUGGUGGACAAUAUUAAGAUGAAAGGAAUACUAUUUGAACAUCAUACAAAACUAAACAAGACAUCAACACAACAGAUGACUAUAAAUAACAAGGGUAACAAUCAACAACUCAAUCUGAAUGAGAAGGAAGAGUCGUCCUUAUGUGUUCAAAUGAUAGCAGAUCAUAUUUACUCAGUCAAUGUCGAGACAUUUGAUAAAUACCAGAUAGAAGGCGCAACAUCCGCUGCUGAAAUAUACAGGCAGUUUCUGAUCACCAAACCAACGAUGUACUUUCAAGAACUAAAUCUACUAGGCAAUAACAUAACUCAACAAGUACCUGAGAAAAAACCAAAAUCAAAAGUAGUAAGGAUUAUUCAUAGUAUGAGGAAGAGUAUGAGGUCAAUGAUGGGUAGACCGAAACAAUAG
Lottia gigantea (owl limpet) is the source of this 567-nucleotide messenger RNA. RefSeq lists its product as hypothetical. The record is from RefSeq and is a predicted model, not a curated record. The transcript is spliced from 3 exons. The coding region runs from base 1 to 567 and encodes 188 amino acids. Lineage: Eukaryota; Metazoa; Mollusca; Gastropoda; Lottiidae.